This is a messenger RNA of Hylaeus volcanicus, 7528 nucleotides long. Its product is annotated as acetylcholine receptor subunit alpha-like. NCBI's taxonomy places the organism in Eukaryota, Metazoa, Arthropoda, Insecta, Hymenoptera, Colletidae. The record is from RefSeq and is a predicted model, not a curated record. Bases 55 to 744 code for a protein of 229 amino acids. Gene Ontology annotation, cellular component: membrane. The transcript has 4 exons. Gene Ontology annotation, biological process: monoatomic ion transport.
UGCGUAACCGUGGUUGUCCUGAACGUCCACUUCCGGUCACCGCAAACACACAAAAUGGCUCCUUGGGUAAAAAGAGUUUUUAUCCACAUUCUUCCUCGCUUGCUGGUCAUGCGAAGGCCUCAAUAUAAAUUUGAUACGAAUAGAUAUACUUCUAGCAGAGUGUUAAUGAGAACUGUCAGGGGAAAAGAGAAGGCUUGCUAUUAUCCCUAUCGUUCAUCCACUCAAGAGGACAGCGAAGAGCAUCUAACACCUAAGCGAUUUCAUAGUCGUGUUCCUUCGAAAGAAGACCUCUCACCUUCCAGCCUAACGGAUGGCGCAAGAUUCGGUGGGAGUUGUUUAAUUCACGGACCAACGUUACCGCCGCUUCCUCUUCAAUCCGAGUGCGAAAAUCUCUCCGUUUCCGGGGAAGCAGGUAUCGAAGAAGUGAAAAGUCCAGUUCUACGAAGUCCUCCACCAUUUUCGCAUUCGCGUUGCCCUCCUGAAAUUCACAAAUCUUGCAUUUGUGUGCGUUUCAUCGCGGAACACACCAAAAUGCUCGAGGAUUCGACCAAGGUGAAAGAGGACUGGAAGUACGUGGCGAUGGUCCUAGACAGACUGUUCCUUUGGAUUUUCACUUUGGCGGUACUGGUUGGCACGGCUGGAAUUAUCUUACAAGCACCGACCCUCUACGAUGACCGGGUUCCGAUUGAUAAAAAAUUCAGCGAUUUUGCAACCACAACGGUAGUAAACUGCCCGCCGCAAUAGUCUAUGCCUGAGCUCUGUACCGUAGAUAAAGACUAAGGACCAACGCUCGGAAGUAACUUGGUACCAACCCGGAAUCCCAUUCUAGUCUCAGGAACUUCCAACUUCCAUCAACGUUCGGUAACGAAAUUACGGUAAAAGGGCUCCAUUUUCUAAAAUGAUUGUAAAGUAUACGACGUACACCGUGCUUCGUGCUUCGGAAGAAAAAAAAAUAGAGAAGAGAAACGAACGAAGAAGAUCCAAGGAAAUACAAAUUAUAAAAACUACUACUUCGGUUUCAAGUUUCAAGUUUACGAGAAAAUGUGAAAUGUUUUGUUCCUGAAACGCAAUUGAAAUGAUAACGAGUAAGCUGACUCGGGCCAGGGGUGAGAUUUCUCCGAACGAGAAACGUUCGAAACAUGUCGGUAAUCUUAUAACUUUGGGUCCAUCCAAGGAGAUAGAAAUUAUAAAAACUAUUAUUUCGGUUUCAUUUCAAAUUUACGAGAAAAUGUGAAAUGUUUCGUUCCUAAAAUACGAUUGAAACGUUAACGAUUAAGCAUACUUGUGUCAGAAGUGGGAUUUCUCUGAACGUGAAGCGUUCGAACUGUAAUCCUGUAACCUCGAUUCUAUCCAGAAAACAAUGAAGAAUCGACUAUGCAAUACGAAGGAACCGCACGCCUUGGAAUCUUUCUUCGUUUCGAUGCCAUCGACUUAAGAGAACGCGCGACGAAAUGUUGAUCGUUCGAGUGUUAUCGUCGCGCGGAGAAGAAGCGAUCGACGUGUCGCGUGAAUUAUGAAGAAACUUAUACCUAUAUAGUCUGCUCAAGUAAAUCGUAAUAUGAAGCUGCCACUACUUAAUCGGGUUAACUUAAAAGAACAAGUUAAUUAAAUGUAUUGUAACGAUAAUUUAGUUAAACCCUUGCCGACUUUCGUCGUGUUUCCGUGACUCUUGAAGGGAUCGAAGAGACGGAAAGGUUAAGUUAAACGGUUUACGGUUGAUCGCCGUAAAAUUCGAUUGUUCAACUCUAGCCCAAGGGUGAUGAAACUUUCUCGAAUAAACCUGUCGUACGAUCGCGCGUUUUAUAUAUCCCGUUUACUCGAAACGUUGAGAGAAAUUAUUCUAGGCAUCACGACAGUAGAUAGUUCGUUGUACGACACGAAUAUAGCGUGUAACUUACUAUAUAAUCGAUUAGUUUUAAACAUUUAGUAACGUACCCGUUUGUACGAACGUAUGUUUAAGGAAAUCGGUGCGGUGGAGAGAAAGGAUAACGGUUCAAGCGUACGCGCAUCGAAAUGUCGCUCGAGAUUACGGUUUCCAUUCUUUUAUCGUUCCCACGUUCGUUAACUGAUUUCAUAUAUUAGGAGAGACUGGGGUUAAUUGAAACAUGGGGCAAUAAAAGUAAAAUAAAUAAUUUAAAGAUAGUUUACGACAUAAACAGAGCGUCGAAGAGAAAAAGGACCAGUUUUCGUGUCUAAACCUAUCGUAUCAACGUUUCUAUUUUUGUGUAUUACUUUUCCAACACGAAAGGUAAGUUUUCUAACUAUUCUUAUUUUAUUUAUCAAUUCAGAACUGUCAUUCCUCUUUCUGUCCAAUUUACAUUAUCAUAAUUAUGAAUAUCCUAGUUGAUUUUAGAAUGUUAAAUACCUACCUACGAUAUUCAAUUUUGUUUCUAUGAAAUUAAACAUAUGUAACGACUGGGUUGUGUCUGUUGAAUCAACUGUAUUGUUGAUUGAAAUCCUUUUCACUUGAUUGUUUCUAGAGGCAUUUUCAAGUGAUUUUUUCUAAAUUUUCUUUCAUUUUUAAUGAUUUUAACGAGUCUGACAUUUUUUAGUGUGUAUUUUAGAUAUUUAAUAGCUCGAUUUUAUUGUUCAGUUGAUUAAAUUCAGUUGAUAUGAAAACAAAUGAAUAAUGGUUCUCUUUUGAAACCACGUGAUCAGGCGAGUAUAAUUGAAUUCCAUUACCAAACAGAUAGGACAUAGAACGAAGCCACGAUAAGCUAUUUUAACAAAAAUGUUCAAAUUGACCCCAGUCUCCCCCUACUCUCUGUAAUAAUGAUCUUUUCAGCUGAGAUCGUAAUCAUACGAAAAGUUCUAGUCUUUUUAUUACUCAAAAACAGUCCCAUUUGUGGCGAUUAUUGGGAAUAUCUUUUAUUAUUAACACUUUAACACUUGUCUAAAUAUUUUUGGAAUGCACACAUGAUGCUAUCAAGAGAUACACGUGUAUAACCUACCCCCGAUUUACAUAGAAUUCAUGGUUUUUUCUAUGAAAAGCAGUAUUUAAAAUGAGAGUAAAGUACAAAUGAAAGGCAUGAAAAUAUCAGCCCGUUCGUGAAAUAAUAAAUAUGUAAAAUUACAUUUUAUAAUAUUAUUUUUACUUUUCAAAGGUGCCUCUUAUUUCUAUUAUUUUCGUUUUUAAAUUUCCUUCGACACGGUAACAUCUGUAAAAUUUAAAUUGUAUUAUAAUAAUCCAACAAAAACUGUAAUUAUUUAUCGUUAUCCAUUAAAUACGAAAUUUUAGAAAUUCUUUAUUAGAAAAAGCACAACGAUAUAUAUCUUACAACUGUUAAAGACUUACUGCCCUGAUCGAUACGAAUGCUUUUUGUAUUCAAAUAAAAAAGAAGGAGGGAAACGAAAUUCCCUUUUGUAGAUUUAAUGCUAGUGUUAACAAGGGAACGGUACUAACGAAUAACUGUACAAAUACGUGCACAGCAUCGAUUUCUGUUUUUAACAGUUUUUGGAAAUUCAAUUGUUUCGAAAAUUGUGUAAAUCGGGGGAUGGGUGUACAAAUUGUCCACGCAACAAAAUUGCUGUCCUAUAGCCUAAUCUCAAAUUUAAUUUAACGGUCAGCUCUGAAAAAUUGAAUAUUAUUUUCAUCAAUAAAUAUGCUCGUAUUAGGUAUUUGAUCCCAGAUAAUGGUUAAAACAAUAUUCGUUGUUUUCUGAUAAUAAUAUUAAUAAUUAAAUUUUAUUAAGGAUGGACACAUUUUUCAUAAUCGAAACCUUCUAUUCGAUUAAAAUAAUCGUUUCUCGCAACGUCAUUUAUUUCACACGUUUCACCUACUGCGCUACAGUUUACACUAUUACAUACACGCAUUAUCGUACGACCAAAUGAAAUUUGCAAAUAGAUCGGACCAGGCAUGUUUCUUCCCAGCUGAUAGAAAUAAAUAAAGAUUAAUUUCACCCCGCGAAAAUUAAUCUCGAGAGAAACUUCGUGACGGUCGCGUACUUCGCCUCUAUAAAAAUAUUGUAUUUUGUAACAACAAUCGAACGACGCGAGACAUUACAAUAAUAAUAACCAAUAGUACUGUAAGAACAAGUAAAGCAUACGAAUUCUAAAGCUGAUAGAUGUAGCUGAUUGAACAACUGAUUGACGUCGUUGUUCAAUGCUGUAGUAAGUGGUUGAUGUUACCGUGAGUUGUUCACGAUUUCUUUUCCAGGUUCGUUCGUUUAUUUGUGUAAUUAUGCGCCAUGUAUGUAUAAACAAUGUAUUACCACGGUUAAUGUUUGUUAGUUACGUCUCGUGCAAGCGGACACCGAUAUUCCCGAGAAUCGUGUCGGAGAAUCUGCGAUGCUUUAGCAAAAAUCGAACGAAACGACGUUGCAAGUGAACGUUCGACGACGAUCGUUAAUUUGCAACCUCGCGAAAUCGUAAAAUUAUCGAUAUUUUGACGUGGAUCAGGCCUUGUAUAAACUCGACUCGACUCGGCUCGGCUCGACUCGACGAAUCUCUAAUUCUUCGACGUCCGCAGGCAUAUUCCUAGCUAAAAGUCGUAGUUUGGACGCAAUCGAAGGUACGAUGCCUUGUGUCGCGUUGGAUUGUAAAUAUUACAUAUACAUUCGUAGGACGAAGUAUAUCGGUUCCGUAAAUACUGCCAUUAGUAAGCGUCGCGUUAGCGCGAGAGACGUUUUUGUAUCGUUGUAUUGGUAAGCUCCGUAAUUGUUCGUUAACCGUUAACCAAAUAAUAAAGAAACGAUUCGGCGCGCACGGCUGAAGCGUUCCGCUUAUCAUUUUUAUUUCGGCGUCGAGUCGAUCUUCUAACCCCGGAAAUUGACCGAAGAGAAACGAAAAUGGACAACGCGCGAAUCGACGAAUGAAAGACGCUUCGGAAACGAAGGGUUGACGGAUAAAUUGUCGAUUGAUCGGAGAUCGAUUUCGGGACACGUAGUAUUUUGGAGACUCGUAAACGUAUUCGCUACCUGAUCGAAAAGUCGUCCAGUAAACGCUGAAGCGUAUGCUCGAAGUUAGAAACGGGAGCUGCAUCGUUAACCUCGGACUUCGGGCGAAUUUUGUCAAAGUCUGAAUUCUACCUUAGAGGAACGAAAACGGAUAAGAAAUUUACUUUGCACUAGAUCGAUAGGGAAGAACGCACACAUUUUCUAUGAUAGGGUCAGUUACUAACUAACGCGUUAACGUCGUGAAUUAUCGGCUACCAUGUUGAAGCAGCUGUUGAAUCGUUUACGCGAUUCCGCAACGAGCGAUUUUAAAGUCUCGCUUUAACAAUAGUAGAUUAUUCGAUAGUCGGCUAUUGUUACUUUGAUAUUUUAACCGUUGUUAAUCUGUCGCAGACAUUUAAUUGUUGUUGUCGGUGAGGUGAGACGAUCGAGGUGUUCGUCCAGUGCUAAACGGAAAAGUUAAUGAAUUAAUGAUUCUUGGACGAGAAAACGAGUUCGCGAUACCUAGUUACAAAUUAGUCGAAUAGAAAGAGAGAGAGAGAGAGCGUGUGUGUGUGUGUGUGUAAGAGGGAGAGAGAAAAAAAGAGAAAAAAAGCAAUUAAUAUUAAGGUGUAAAUAAAAUGUACAUAGAGAAGCGUAACGUAAGUCGAAAGCUGUAAAGCGAUUGAACAUUUUUACUAUUUCAAGAAACUGGGAUCACACGUCGCACAAAUGAAUCCCACGAUGAUAUUGUUUAGAACAUGCCACAAUACGAUGAUGGUUGGCAGUGGAAAUACGAGCUAAACGAGUUGUUUUAUUUAUUAGUAACGACGAACCAGUCAAAAUAAUUUGUAUUCCUUUAAGUUACUUUAACAGAUAAGUGCGAACAAUGUAACCGAUACGAACUUCGUCUUAUUUUCUAAACGAAUUAUUCAUGUUGCAUUCUCAUGCAUGAUUGGUGUGGCCUUGAGCGCUGAACUAACGUUUAGCUGCAGUUUUGCAUCAAAUUCGAACCCAUUCCUUUCCUAGCGAAUACGAAGUUCAUGGGUUAAAAUUUGUCAACGGUUAUCUAUUGGGUUGGUCAGAAAGUUGAUCUGGAUUUUAACGCGUAAAUGAAAAGCGACUUUUUUUUAGAGAAGGAAAUAUCUUUAUACAAUAAUAUGUUCACCAUUUUAUUCUAUGAUGUUUUGGGCAAAAUUAUGAUCCCUCACAUAUAGAAUUUCUCUAAGUGAUGUUUAACAACCCUUCAAAAUCAAAGCUCUUUCUACUCAGCGAUUUUUCUAAGAAGCAAGAAAGAUGAAAAUUGGAAAAAUCAAUCUGAAAAAUAAGUGUGCACGUUUGUUUUUAGAAUUAAAAAAUGUAUGAUACUAAAGUUAGGCUGGAUAUUUGUAUAUCAAAGUCGUUUUACAGAUAAAUAAUGUUUUGAUCUGUGUGUAUUCGAUUAAACCAAAAGAAAUCUAUUUAAAGUUCGUCCCUGAAGGGAUUAAACAAUAGUGGAAGUGAAGUUAAUAAACCGAACGAACUUUUUGGCCAACUUAAUACACACUCAUAAGUCAUUGGACACUUACGAACAUUCGCUACUUAGAAGCAAACACUUCGAAUUUCAACUCAUCAGUCCACAGGACUAUUCCUGAAUUUUCUAUCAAUCGAUUUCGAUGAUAUUUAGCCCACUGAAGUUUCUUAACUUUAUUUUGACCAACACACACUCCUUUUAACAGUCGACACCGAAAUUGGUUUCUUUUGUUUUUUAUUUAAUUUCAUUGUAAUUUCUGAUGCAGUUCGUCUUUUAUUCCGUUUACUUAACCCUUUCAGACCUAAAUUAUAUUUUUUCUCGUAUUAAUGUAAUUGAAUUUUUAGACUUGGACUAAAAUUAGUAUAGGAAAAAUAAAACAACAAUCCUAAUAGUGUAGUUUUUGAGGAAAACUGGUCUUUCUUCAUGUGCACAAAUAAGGACAUUCACCCUAAACGCUAGUGUAGGUAAUUUUUAAAUGUUGUGUCCUCAAUUGUGAACGCAAGGUCUAAAAGGGUUAAUGUUUUAACAUAACUAUCGUCAGCUAUCGAUGCUUUUCUUGGCCUCCCUGACCGUUUCUUAAAUUCUAUAUUCCCUAUAUAGAUACGGUUUCAUUGUGUAACUCACGGUAGACGCGGAAAUUCCCACUUUUUCUAAAAUUUCUUUUAUGGAAUAGCUCCCUCCGGACAAAGCGACUAUUUCAGAACGCUUUGCCUCACUUAAAUCUUUUCUCCUCGUCUUCAUCGCGCUCUUAAAACUGUUGAAACCAAAUUGUUCGCGACUAAUGCUUCGAAGUGGAAGUCUAAGAGUCUGUGAGGUUGUUAGGUUUAUAUUGCGUUUACAAACGUUUAUAGAAGUCACAUGGCGGAAACAUAGUGGUUUGGAUAAACAGAGACAAAAUCUACUCUCAACAAUCAUUCUUACUUAAUGUAUUUUCAAUAGUUCGAAUGUGUUUUUCUACAUUUAAAAUAUUUGAACAACUAAAUGUUUUUUAUUGUUGCACCCAAUUGAGAGUAAACAUACAUAUUCGUAGUAUAAGCAUGAAUAAAGCAUCACAAUUUCAGUAUUUUACGCUGUAAAAGGUGUCACAACUAAACCAGGCCCUUUAAAUACCUCUUCUAAUUAUGAUGACAUACAAAUAAUAUUU